AGAUAGUUCACUAACGAAUGGUGAAUAAAUAGAGUUAUUUACGAUCCCGUGACAAAGAUUAUCAAAAUUGAUAUAACGGUAUCCUUUUAUAUGUAUUUAACUAUCUAUCUACUUCUGUUAUUAUUUUCUCACCCCUAUACUAGCUACCCUAUACCCUGUAGACCUACAACAAAAACGACAGGCAUAUCGUUACGAGCGCUAUAAACCACGCAAAGCAACAAGUCGGCACGAAGAUGGCGAUUGCCUCGGCGCUCAGUUGGCGGGAAGCUCUUGUCGAAAGCUUUCCUCUGAUCACAAGCGCGCUCCAAAAAAAGUUACCAAACUAAAAAAAAUAUUCAGUCAUCUAAUGUGUAUUUAAUACAAAGGAUUUGCGACAGAUGAUUGUUGGAUAAGAUAUUGGAAAAAGAAACCGUUAUUGUAUUUUAAAAAUAAAUAAAAAAUUACUCGUGGACUGCUGCGAACGAACUAAAAUCUAAGUACCUGUAUUAAACGGUCUGAAAGAAAAAAAAUAAAAUUUAAAAGGUGUAAAAAUAUCUGUUCAUCUUAAAAAAGGAGAAGUAUAGAAUGCACUGAAAUAAAGUUAAAAGAAACAUUGUAAUGUCGAAAAAAUGCCGGUCAAAUAUGACCCGAACGCUUUGUGGUUGGUUCUCAGUGAGUACAGUGACACUAACAUAUUUGAGAUAUACGCGAAGCUGCUGGCACAGCUGUUCAUUCAGGAGGAGGCUGCGAGGCAGGAGGGUGACACUAGCGAAGCCGAGAAGGUGAUCCUCCCCAGUGAUAAGGACUACAGACUACAGAAGUAUUUCACUCUCGUCGCCUUGCAGAAGGAUUUAGAAGAGCAAGAAGAUGCCGAUAAGGAGGUCAAGCCAGUGGAGGAGCCGGUGGAGGAGUGGGCUCCGUGGUCGCUGGUGGUGCCCAUCAAGAACCCGCACGCGCCUCCGCCGGUCGCUGUCAAAACCACGCCCGGACCGGCUUGGGAUAUCGGACAAGUCUUGAAAGCAGCAUGCCUACUCUGCAAACCUCCCUUGCCUGUUACAUUCGUUGAUGAACAAGAAAUGCGAUGCGUUUACUCUCUUAUUUACGACGUAUUUCGAUAUAAAACCAUAUUGGACCAAGCUAUCGAAGACAUUGAGUUUCUGGCUUCGCAUCCCGAGUUCAAACCUCACCGCCAUAUGGUAUGGUUAUUCUUGAUGGAGCUAGCGCGGCGACGAUGGGGCGCUAGAGCGAGAGGCGAAAUAGAACGAGCCACACAACUCUUGGAGGAGGCAGGCUCACCUUUUAAGGAAAUCGAAAACAUUAUUUGGGAAGAACGAGUGCAUUUUGCUGCUGCUAUAGCAAGACUGAGAAUUAAAAACAGAGCCUUCACUCUGUCGGAGUUAUUGCCGGCUCAUCUGCGCGAGGAACGGGUGUCUGCCUGCGUAAAUAAGGACUCGGUAACUGGAUGGGUCAAUACGUUUAAAGCUAAAAAGGUGGCGUUACUGGUAAAAAGACUACACGAGUUGGGCUACUCGUACAGUAACUCUCGACAGCUCUGCGCAGGAGAGUACAGAUUUGAUCGAGUCUGUCCUAGAUUCAUCACUUUGCGUCCACCGGAGAAUGUGAGCAUUGGACAGUUGGACCUUGUCAAGGAUAGUGUUAUAGUGCUACAGGAGAGAGAGUUCUGCGAAGGUGCAUCGACAUUAUGUCGUGCUCUUCGAGCCAACUCGCUCCGUGGUGUGGUGGCCCAGACGCAUGCAUCUUCGCCGCGCUGUUCCGCCUACCUAGCGGCGCAGCUUAGGGAGCUGGCGGCGGUGCUCAAGGCGAAGACCCCGGCAGCACCCGCCACACCCGAACUUGGGAAACUUGUUGUGUUUGGAGCUGGUGACAAAGUGGCAAGUUACGUGUGCGCCCUACGAGAACUGGGUAUCGACGCAUCAGAAGCGAUCCAGUCGGGUGCGCCUGUGUGUGUGAUCAGCGAGCCUGUUCACUGUGACACGCCCACUGUCAUCAACGCCUUGGACGGGGUUGUGGCUGCUCUCGCCACGCCGCCCAACUCAUACUCGGCAGUCACUGAUCCUAUAGACCUCGUAUGUGGUCGAGGAGGGGAUCUGGCCAUGCUUGAGAUUCUCACGGAGUCAGAGGUUGACAACAACGGAAAAGCGCGAGUACAGUCUAUUUUAGAAGAGCAGAAGAAAACUUUGAGAUCACUCAUGUCCAAACCACAGAUCCAACUCAUACUGUAUGAGACACAUUCGGCUUUAGAGGCAGAGAACCAAGCUCAAGUCACGCGAGCGGUGGCGGAGGCGAACAGAGUGGCUCGCGAGCGACACGCGCUGCUCAAGAAGAAACAUCGUACACCUAGUCCACAAAAGCCAUGUCCGGAAACAGUCGCUGCUACUGAACCAUCCGCUCCUACUGGAGUACCCCCAGACGAAAACAUGGUAACGGACGAUCGCAGUCCCUCGACGACGUCUAUAGACAACACGAUAUCCCGCUCCGACUUAGACAAAGAUGAGCAACUGGACGACAUCUCUGUGUGUGAGUCUACGCACUCAAGGCCCCGGUCCGGUUCUCGCCCCAGCACGGCCAGGGUGAAGUCAAAUGAAGUUAUUAUAAAGAAGCAAAUCGAUAAUGUGGAGAAAGCGUCGCGACCGGGAACGAACAAGGCUAGGCCGAUUCCGGAGAUGCCGAAUCCGCCAAGCUUUGCCAUACCCGGUGACCCUGAUAAAGAUAGCCCUGAUGUAGUUGUGCCAAGUUGUGAUUUGUUUGAAGUAAGAAACCUACCAAAUUUAGGAAAUGGGUUGGACAUCAAUUAUAUUCUUGAUCGGGACGGGUGCUAUCUUGGUCUCAUUCAGAGGAAGGAGAUCACCCGGCUCGACGCUAAGUUUAUGAUCCGCGUGGCGGAAGACCGCGGCCUGUUCGGGCCGGGCGCCGCCGCGCCGCCGCCUCGACGCAAGCGCACUGACACCGCGCCGCUCUCACCCAGGCGACGGCGGAGGAAGGCCAGCUUUGAGGUGGAGCGCGUGGCGGCCCCCACGUACGCGUCGCUGUGCCGCUCGUCGCGGCGCGGCAGCGCGCCCGCGUCGCUGGAGGCGCGGCGCUGCGACCCGCGCGUGUGCGAGCGCCACGCGCGCCGCCAGGCCGCCGCCGCCGCCGUCGUGGCCGCCGCCUGCACCUGCGACGCCAGACACAGACACCGCCGUUCUUCUAACGGCAGCGCGGUAACGGGCGCGCCAUCAGCCCGCGGGCCGGACGCGCCCUGCCGACGCCCCUUCCCGCUCGUAGUACACGACUUGCGACUCAAGGCCGCCAUACCGCACCAGAAGAUAUUCGCUUCUUGAAAAAUACACCUUAUUACAACCGUAUUACGAACUAUGAACAACGUUAGCCUAAGUUCCGAUGGGCAGCGAUCAGCAGGUUUUAGACGAGGAAUUUACCAGAAGCGAAUAUUUAAUAUUAGUCACAUCUAACGCCUGUCUCGAUAAGUAUUGUAGGCGUUGUGACACUAUAUAAUUCUGGUAUUUAAUGAUGUGAAAGCUCGUCACCUGAUUACCUCGAUUCGGCUUCAAUUAUAACUAAGUCGUGCUUACAACAAGAUGCUAAUGUCGGGAAAUCACGUUGCUUAGAGAUCAUACGGCGGUGUUACUAUAAUGAAAAUAUAAAACUAGUCAGUGUUGCCACAUAGAUGUCGCGAGGGUGAGAUUUAAGAUACUGUAUUAUUUAACCGAUAAAAUCAUGAUUUUUGUCAUUUCGUUGAAUAUAGUACUCUAUAAAAUUAGAUAUAUAUGGGGGAAUCAUCACAACCUUUCCCUUGCGAGAUCUGUGGUGUGGUCCUUUGAUAGGUAAUUUUAUGUGUGUUUGUUAGGCUAGAAGCACGUAAACUAAACCAUUGACAUUAUAGUAUACAUUUCGAUAUUUUUUACAUUUUCAAAUCAAAAACAGAAUCGUGUGCUUUUAGCUUUAAUUUUUACAACUAGGACUAGUAAUAGAAAGUUUGUUUAGCAAAAUAUUUGCAAUUCGGCGAUAGUAGUAUUUAUAAAUUAUGAUCUGUCCUAUUGCAAGGGAUAACAUCAAAACAAUUUUUAUCCAACUUAAAUAGAAUACGCCACAAAGAUUCACCACGAUAUAUAUUUUAUACGUAAUGUUAACGGUAAAGAGUUCCUAACGUUAUGUUUUGAUGUUAUUCCUUCGUAUGAAGACAUUAUAUUAUGAUUCAUUAAAAGGUUUUUUAUUAUUUUAAUUUUCGAUUAACUUUUGACACAAUAUAAACUUCUAUAACAAAUGAAAG
This is a messenger RNA of Trichoplusia ni (cabbage looper), 4267 nucleotides long. RefSeq lists its product as uncharacterized. Lineage: Eukaryota; Metazoa; Arthropoda; Insecta; Lepidoptera; Noctuidae. Bases 609 to 3320 code for a protein of 903 amino acids. The transcript has 17 exons. The record is from RefSeq and is a predicted model, not a curated record.